Syzygium oleosum is the source of this 5569-nucleotide messenger RNA. Its product is annotated as pentatricopeptide repeat-containing protein At1g03100, mitochondrial. The coding region runs from base 441 to 2804 and encodes 787 amino acids. The record is from RefSeq and is a predicted model, not a curated record. The transcript has 3 exons. Gene Ontology annotation, molecular function: protein binding. NCBI's taxonomy places the organism in Eukaryota, Viridiplantae, Streptophyta, Magnoliopsida, Myrtales, Myrtaceae.
GCAGCCCAUACAUAUAGAUAUACGUACGUGGGCAUACUCGUUUAUGCGGGGGCGAGCAAGUGGCAGCUUCUCUACGGCAUUUGGUCGAACAGGUGGUGAGCGUGUCGUUGGGAUUUCAGAAUAAAGCUGGGUCCGCCGGAUCAUCUCCCAGGUGAAGGUUGCGGUUCUUGUCUUGUCUUCCUACGGUUUGGCAUGACUUGUUGUGUUCCUUGCCCAUCUUCUGGCGAAGAACUUUUCAGGGGAAUACUGUUUAUCAGGAAACUGAGCCGUUCCAUCAAGCAGCUUCUGUCCGGCAUUUGGUCGAACAGGUGGUGAGCGUGUAGUUGGGACUUCAGAAGAUAACUUGGUCCACAGGAGUGGCGCUUGAAAUCAUAUUCCUACGGUUUGGCAUAACUUGCUGUGUUCCUUGCCCAUCUUCUGGCAAGAACUUUUCCAGGGGAAUGCUGUUUAUUAGGAAACUGAGCCGUUCAAUCAAGAAAGAUCCUCUCUUGAAUUGGCAGUUGUCUCUCGCUGAUAAGCACCUCGUAGGCAGGGCCACAAUCAGACAGUGCCCUCGAGCUUACAAGUGCCAUGGGUCUGUCCGUUCUUUGUUUAAUGUAGAGAACCAUGGUUUUCCCACGAAAAUUAUCGAGAGCGAAGUCAAUAGGCAUUGUGUAGCUGGCUUUUCAUCGUUCGUUGAGACGGUGUUGGUACAAGCUAGGGAUCCUGCUAAACUCAGCAGUGAAUUGGUGACCGCAGUUGACGAGCGAAGGCAUGAUGAUGCGUGGAAGUUGUAUGAGCUACAUAUGCACAUGGAUGGGUUUCCCAGAAAAUCUGUGGUGCACAAGCUUAUAGCGAGUUUGACCGAAACCCUCGAUGUCCAGUGGCUCAAGAAAGCGUAUGGGUUGGUGGAAUGUGCUUUCGAGGAGGGUAAGCAGAACUUGUUUGAGAAGGAGACUCUAAUUUAUCUCUCUUUCGGUCUCGCGAAGGGUGGAUUACCAGUUGCUGCAUCUACUGCUUUGAGGAAGUUGGUCGACAUGGAAGGGUAUCCCCCUGUUGCGGCUUGGUCCGCAAUCUUGGCUUACAUGUCUCAAACAGCACCUGGAGCUUAUCUCGCAGCUGAACUUGUUCUUGAGAUUGGUUAUUUGUUUCAAGAUGGACGAGUCGAUCCUCGUAAAAAGUGCAAUGCGCCUUUGGUUGCUAUGAAGCCCAAUACUACUGCUUUUAACAUUGCCUUGGUCGGGUGCUUCUUGUUUGAUACUUGCAGGAAAGCGGAGGAACUCCUUGACAUGAUGCCAAGGAUACAGAUUAGAGCUGACACAAACUUGUUGAUCAUAAUGGCACAUAUACAUGAGAGGAAUGGCCGGCGAGAGGAGCUAAAGAAGCUUCAGAGGCACAUAGAGGAAGCUCCGAACCUAACUGAUAUGCAGUUCCGGCAAUUUUACAAUUGUUUGCUUACUUGCCAUUUGAAGUUUGGGGAUCUACAUUCUGCGUCCAGCAUGGUUUUGGAUAUGCUGCGCAAGGCAAAGGAAGCAAAAAACUCACUUGCUGCUGCUACGUUCGCAUUCGAUGGUACUCGGAAGGGUAAUGAUUUGACUGGUGGAGUAGUUUCUGGUCAAAGUCAUCGAAAUAGCAGAUUGGACUUCCUGGAGAACGUGUCAUUGAAGCAACAAGCUAUUGUAUCAUAUGAAGAGUUCUCUAAAGAUCGCAAGUUUGAGAAACUGCAGGCUGAGGCAGAGCAAGCUCUUACUGGAUUGUUGGCUAAGUUGCAGGUGCAAGUGGAAUUGGUAACAACUCACCGUGGGAUUCUUCAACCAACAGAGAACAUUUACGUGAAAUUGGUUAAGGCUUUUCUUGAAGCUGACAAAAUCAAGGAUUUGGCAGAUUUCCUUAUUAAGGCUGAGAAAGAAGACUUGCCCGUUUCAAAUGAUGGUUCGGCCUUGGUUCAUGUCAUUAAUUCGUGCAUUUCACUUGGUUGGCUGGAUCAGGCAUAUGAUCUCCUUGAUGAGAUGCAUUUGGCUGGGGUUAGAAUGGGUUCUGCUGUGUAUUCUUCUCUCUUGAAAGCAUACUGCAAAGCCAACCGAGCCACAGAGGUGACAUCGCUUCUCCGAGAUGCUCGUAAAGCAGGGAUCCAGCUAGAUGCAAGCUCUUACGAGGCAAUGAUCCAGUCUAGGGUUCUUCAUGAUGAUACUCAAGGGGCACUUAACCUAUUUAGAGAGAUGAAAGAUUCCAAAAUACCUCGAUUAGGUCAUCGAGAGUUUGAUUUAUUGGUCAAGGGUUGUGCUGAAAGUGGUGAGGCAGGUCUCAUGUCAAAGCUCUUGCAGGAAAUCAAAGAAGGCCAGAGGAUUGAUUGUGGUGUUCAUGAUUGGAACAACGUCAUUCAUUUUUUCUGCAAGAAGAGACUAAUGCAGGAUGCAGAGAAAGCUUUGAAGAAAAUGCGCAGUCUAGGGCAUUCCCCUAAUGCACAGACAUUCCAUUCUAUGGUGACUGGGUAUGCUGCUAUUGGAGGAAAAUACGUUGAGGUAACUGAGCUGUGGGGUGAAAUGAAAGCUCUCUCUGCUUCCUCCCCGAUAAAGUUUGAUCAGGAACUCUUGGAUUCUGUACUCUAUACUUUUGUUAGAGGUGGGUUUUUUGCUCGAGCAAAUGAGGUUGUUGGAAUGAUGGACAGAGGUAACAUGUUUGUUGACAAGUAUAAAUAUCGCAUGCUCUUUCUAAAGUACCAUAAAACACUUUACAAGGGUAAGGCUCCCAAAUUCCAGACCGAAGCUCAACUGAUAAAGAGAGAAGCAGCAUUGAGUUUCAAAAAAUGGGUAGGAUUGCAAUGAAGAAGGAUCGCCCACUCUUCUUGGUGAUCUUAUUGCUGGCGGAGUGGACCGAGUUAGAGUUGACUUUAGAGUGCGUUCCGCAGUCAAACCUAGAGUUGCUGGCAUUAGAAGUUGAUUCAUUGCUAUCUCCAUAUUGCUGGCGGAGUGGACAAAGUGCACUUUUCUGAGAAUAUAGUGUCAUUUAACAUUGGCAAGAGAGAGAUGACAAGAACGAUGUCUUCAUGUACAGGCAAGAUUUGUGGUCCAGCUAUUCUAUUAUUUCCUUUUACUUGGUGAGCUUCUUAUAUGUUUUUGUUUUCGUUUUCUAGUUGCUGUAUUUUUUGCUAGAAAGAAAAUGAAUUCAGAGGAUAAUGAUGCCAUUUUGAGCUGCAGCUUUUUUUGGGUGCUAACCCUUUAUGGAUCAGACAAAAGUAUGUAUAGACAAUAUGUGGCCUUGUAACCCUUACAAUCUAGGUGAAACAAUGUUCUUUUACCGCCCAUGCUCUCUGUUGUAUUCUUAUCCCUCUGACCUUAUUUACUCUAUCUUUUCCACAUCAACAUGAAUGUCGCAACGUAUGAAUUGUUCCUAUUCAUUUCCGGUAUGAGUAUUCAUUGAAUUAAGAAAGUAUAGAGUUUUGACAAUAAGUCCAGGAGAAUCUAGAACAGGGUGCAACGCCACACAGAAUCCGAGGAUUCCGACUCUUUGCAUGCAAGGUUUGCUGUGUCAAGUGUUGAUAUCCAAUGAGCUCUUUCUUUGCUUCCAUAGGAAUAGCUGUUCGCAGCAUGUGUACAUUCUCAUUCUUGAACGAUGUAAUCAUUGACUGACCUAUCGGUGAUCACCUGAUUGUACAGAUUUGAAAGAUCCCUGAUCAACCGUUGAAGGUUCAUAUUAGCACGUAUUUUCGCUUUAGUUACUUCGAAUUCAAGAGAUUGGGUUGGUGAAUUUGGGCCAAGGACGUGUAGCUAUCUAUUCUAGCUUGGAUUUUGGCACCAUUUUUCACUCUCAAAUGGCGAACUACUGUCCAGUACAGAGGCCGAAGGAAGCGUCUCAUUGAGUCAGAAGAGAUUGUAGAUCAUUUUCCCGGAUUGUGUGCAACCUACGAGACGUUGACGAAGCCUUCAACUUCCCCCGAAUAAAGCUCACGAGGACAUCAAAGAACGUUCGAGAUGCAAACCUAAAGAGGAAACAGCUAUGGCUCAUUCAUCAACAAGCAAGCAUUGAACUAAUAUGCUCGUGCCACGGACAAUGCUUGUUUGCAAAUCGUUAUUAUUAACUUGUUAAGGCGCUCCACGAGCCCGUCUCAAGUUUGAGGAACCUGGGUUGCGUCCCGGCCGACUCGGGUUGCCUCCUGUUAAUUACAGGGCCAUUUGCCCUGUGGCUGUCCAUUUUCGGCGAACAUGUUACAUCAACCCCUCCUCCGGUCCCUCGCGAAGCGCAGAGUUGUGUGCGCCAGGACACCCUUUUUCGUCAUACAGGUGCGCAGGGCCAACAUUGGACUGGACAAGCAGAACAAAACAUGACAUUAACACAGAGAAUAGAAGGAUUCAUUGGACUUUUAGUGGAAAUGGUCCUCUCCCACUUAAAGUUCCAUGGACCACACUUUUCAAGGAGCUAGUCCUCCCAGCACUUUUCAAACGUUUGAUAGUGGCGAGCUCCAUUUGUGGUAAUGACUAUGAGGACCCACAAUAGAAGUUGGGUAUCUCCAUUUCUAAGUUUGAAAUCAUUCAUAUAUUCCUCUAUGAAUUGACUGAUGUGUGUCGUAUCUAUUGUCCGACGUGAGAUAUUUUCAUUCAUUAUUUCUUACACGCAUCUCAAUGAUGAUGAUACUCUAAAAUAUAAACGAUCGGGAGAGCCAAAGGAUCGCUCUGUUUGAGGAUUCUGUGGAUGCUUGGAUUCAGAUUGCCUGUCUGAGGCUUUCCAUUGACUGGGGGGAUGCAUUUCAUAAGCCGGUAUUGACACCCUUCGAGGCGGAGAUCGCUCUUGGGUUUGUUUCUGGUUGGUGGGAGAGAAAUUUGAAGACGAGUUCAGGUCGCGUAGCUGAUUCCGGUUGCGGCAAGGGCAACUCAGGAUGCGAAUGCGGGAGAAGUGGAGUUUCGAAGUGUGACGAUGUUGGAGAUUACCCGUUGUAUUAUAAUGCCCAGGACGGUGGGGAGUGGAAUUCUUCUUCUGUGAAGAAGUCGUCCCGGCUUGUGCUGAGGAUUCUUGUGCCUUCUGCAGGCAGCAGUAGCAUAGCUUAGCAUUGGAUUGAACAUGUAGUCAAUCAUCUCAUUUCAGUGUCAUUUAGAGGAGUGAAUGGAAGAAAGAUUAAGUGAACUCCUUGGGUAAUCUUCAUCAUGUUGAUUGUUGGAAGAAGCUGGGGUAUGGUUUUCCUUCCAAAUGGCUUGUCUGCAGCUUUAGGUUCUCUGAAACUGAUCAUGCCUUCACCAUUCUUGAGUCAUCUGCAGGGUGCCUUAUCCCAAAUUACGAAUGCUGCUUCGUCAGGCAGCUCCGGGGAGCUAGUAUUUUGGUUGAUUGAACAUGUACUAUCUUCAAAUAAGACAUCUAGCGGAAUGUCGAACCGACUAUUUGACAUUCUUCUACCGGGUAGAAGCAAUGAUACAGUUCCUGGUCAUGAAUGCAGUGAGUAGCUAACAGGCAGUUUGAAUGCAGCUGUUCGUUUGUUAAAUUUACUUGUAUGUAAAGUUUGAAGAGUGUAGUGGUUGCGAAGAUGGCAAAACCAUUUUUCUUCGAGGCCUGAGUCUUGUAACCAUAGUUUUUUUUAUAGAAUUGCCUUCCAAUGCCUCCA